AUGCAAGGUGCAUUCCUCCGCUUGCUUCUUGUGGCAUCUUUGCAGCUGUGCCACAGCCGAUUCUUGAGGCAUGCUGAGGACGUGCCAGUGCAUGACCAGCAGGAGACCUGCUCGCCCCUCACAAACCAUGGAACGUACUCCUCGGUUCGUGUAAGGGUGGGCACACCACCUCAGCACUUCGACCUGGUAGCGGACACAGGCAGCAACAACUGUAUCGUGAUGGAUUGCGAGUGUGCCCAAUGCCCACAGGAUUGGGGGAAGUGCUUUACUGGUGCGGGAAAGUCCAAGACGUUCGAGCUGCCGAAGUACAAGUCGAAGAACCCACUGCUUGGAUCCAAGGGCAAGUUCUUGCCUGCUUCAACGCUGCUGACCUUCGGAAGUGGACAGAUUGCUGCCCAUGUUGCCACCGACGAGGUUGGCGUCGGUCACACACAUGCCUUCAUGAAGAAUGGCUUGCUGCUGAUGGUCGACCAGGCCCUGCGCCUCCAGGGACCCUUCGAGGGCAUCUUGGGAUUGGGGCGACCAGAGGUCAAACUGAGUGGCAAAGUCAACCAUACGGGAGGAGAGCUCGAUAUCCACGUCCCAGGUUACGCCGAGGCUGCCGGUGUUCAACGUUUCUCAAUGUGCUUCAACAAAGAGGCAGAUGGCGUGCUAGGCCUGCACACCCCAGAGCACCCCACCCGUUUGGAGUCGGUAGGCCAGAUCCACUGGGGGGUUGAUUUCCACGGCAUCUCCAUCGGCGAGGGCAAGAACAGGCACAAGGUCAAGUUCUGCAAUCCCAAAGACAAGCAACCAGGUCAGGAGACCAUCUGUGGCCUCAUUCCGGACAGUGGGACCACCAUGAUCACGGGGCCAGAAAGCCAGCUGGCUGAUCUUUACAUGGACCUUUGCUCCAAAUGGCCCCGUUGUGAAAAGGCUUUCUCCGAGGUGAGCAAAGAGAUGCACGACUUGCAGGCGCAGGGCAUGCAAGUGGGACUGUCCUUGACGCAGCACGCGACGGUUCCAGAGGACCUGGCGGAUGCCUUGAAGAAGCUCCAGGAUGCAAUGAAAGCAGGUGGCAAAGCCGACCCUGGCAAUGCUGCCGAUAUCGCUGACAUCCUUGGAGGUGCAGCCGACGUGGAAGCCGCAAAGUCCCAGAAGGACUACAUGAAGGCCAACGUUUUCCUGCUGUUGUUGGAGCACUGUGAAGACUGGGCCGAGGGAGUGGACUUGGACAAGGAGCUUCCCAAGUUGAACUUCCACGUCGCUGGCCUGAACGGUGCAGAGACGGAGCUCUCACUGAACCCGAAGACCUACAUCAUGACGGCCAACGCCGAAAUUAAGGUUCCGGAGAUCAAGAAUCUCGGUGGGUUGAACAUUCAGAUUGAGCGGAGGAAGAAGGGGAAGGUCUGCAUGCCUGCCUUCCAGCCGGCUCCUUUCACCACCAAGCUGAACGGAGAGGUUUGGAUCAUGGGCACGCCUUUGUUCUACGAGUACACUGCUCAUUACGACCGUGGUAGUGAGGACGGCAAGGUGAAGCCAAGCAUGGCCUUCACCCACGCGGACGAGGAGCCCUGUGGCAGCUGCCAAAACAACCGCAUCCUUCGUGAGACUCAUCCAUCCUUGACGCAGAAGAAGACCGAGAAGACGGGUGUCGAGUCCCUCCGCCAGCUCACGAAGGCUCCCAUUGUGCGCAACUUCACUUCCACGCACUCACUCUGA
Molecule: messenger RNA, 1701 nt
Organism: Symbiodinium natans
Lineage: Eukaryota; Dinophyceae; Suessiales; Symbiodiniaceae
Source: the annotation of a GenBank genome assembly